Messenger RNA from Cotesia congregata, 1572 nucleotides. The record is from the annotation of a GenBank genome assembly. NCBI's taxonomy places the organism in Eukaryota, Metazoa, Arthropoda, Insecta, Hymenoptera, Braconidae.
AUCCUAAAAAGUAGUGAAAUAGUAAAAACAAAUAAAAUGGGUUUUAUAACAAGAUAUUGGGUUUUGGAUAGUGUAUUUCUGUUAGCUUCUCUAAUAUUCGUCGGGUAUUUAUACAUGACUCGGAAGUUCAAGUACUGGAAGAAAAGAGGAGUCGCUGAGAUACCACCGACUCCGUUUAUUGGAAACUUUGGAACGUGCAUGAUGAUGAAGCGAUCAGGGGGACAGUGGAUCCAAGAUAUGUAUGAAUGGAGUACUGGGUUACCUUACAUGGGAUAUUACGUUUUCGACAGACCUUUCUUCCUGGUUCGUGACCCAGAACUCAUUAAAAACAUUCUUGUAAAGGAUUUUAAUUACUUCAACGAUCGAUUUGCCAAAGCUAGUCCUCACGAUCGAAUUGGAGAUGCUAAUUUAUUUUUAAUUAAAAAUCCACUGUGGAAAACAGUGAGGGCUAAACUUACGCCGAUUUACACCUCAGGAAGAGUGAAAAAAAUGUUUGAGCUGAUGGUUGACAUUGGAGAUGAUCUUAUAUCGCUGAUGAAGACUUACAACACAAAAGGUAACGGAGAGAUUCUAGAAGUCAAAGAUUUGGCUGCGAGAUUCACAACCGAUUUAAUAGCUACUACGGCGUUUGGAAUACGAGCUAAUUGUUUGAAUCAUCCGAAAGCCGAAUUUAGAGAAUAUGGAAAAAAAAUAUUUGCACAAACAAUGUACAGGAAUUUUGAAUUCAUGUCGAUAUUUUUUGCCCCGCAAAUAGUUGGACCACUUGGUCUAGAAAUUUUACCGCGGGACGUAUCCAAAUUCUUACGCUCCACACUUUGGAACGUUAUCAAUGAACGAGAAAAGACGGGAAUUAAAAGAGGUGACCUCAUUGACUUGUUAAUAGAAUUGCGGAAUAACAAGACGGAAAUAUUUGACGGAGAUUUUGGUAAUUCCUUGAUAGAUAAUCUUUUGGCCCAAGCCGUAGUAUUUUUUAAUGCUGGUUUUGAAACAUCUUCAUCGGCUAUGAGCUUCACACUCUACGAAAUUGCGCUUCAGCCAGAAAUUCAAAACAAAUUACGAGCUGAAAUUAAUAAAGGUCUGGAGCAAACUGGUGGAAAAAUGACCUACGACCUGGUACGUAAUGUACCGUACAUGGAUAUGGUGAUUGCUGAAACUUUAAGAAAAUACCCUCCGCUGCCGGUCCUGGAUCGCGUUGCCAAUGAAAACUACAAAGUCCCUAAUUCAAAUCUCGUUAUAGAAAAAGGCACUCCUAUCACUAUUCCCGUCAGUGGUUUGCACUACGACCCUGAAUAUUUUCAAAAUCCAGAAAAAUAUGACCCUGAAAGAUUUUCAGACGCUAACAAAAAAGCUCGAAAACAAUGUGUUUAUUUACCAUUUGGAGAAGGGCCACAUGUUUGCAUCGGUAUGCGUAUUGGAUUACUUCAGACAAAACUUGGGCUUUUAAAAUUAUUACCCAAGUAUGAAUUCACUCCAUGCAAAGAAACUAUGGUUCCAAUGCGAUUCAGUACUAAAUCUUUGGUAGUGGCUCCGGAUGGAGGUUUGUUCUUGAAUGUCAAAGAAAUUAAAACCGCU